Nicrophorus vespilloides is the source of this 2616-nucleotide messenger RNA. It is a transcript of the gene Mcm3, whose product is annotated as DNA replication licensing factor Mcm3. Lineage: Eukaryota; Metazoa; Arthropoda; Insecta; Coleoptera; Silphidae. Gene Ontology annotation, biological process: mitotic DNA replication initiation; double-strand break repair via break-induced replication; DNA replication. The record is from RefSeq and is a predicted model, not a curated record. The transcript has 5 exons. Gene Ontology annotation, molecular function: single-stranded DNA binding; single-stranded DNA helicase activity; ATP hydrolysis activity. Bases 122 to 2551 code for a protein of 809 amino acids. Gene Ontology annotation, cellular component: MCM complex; nucleus.
GCAAGCAGUAACUCUUAACCUAAUAGGAUUUGAGCGGGAAAAGGAUUUAACUGAAUGGACGUUGUUGUUGUGUUUUGGUGUUACAUGUUAGAGUAUUCUUAUAAAGUAAGUGCGAACGAAGAUGAUGGAUCCACAGGAUGUAGAUCAAAGAUCUAGGGAGUUGCAGAGCGAGUACCUGGACUUCCUCGACGACGAGGAGGAUCAAGGGAAAUACUCUCAACUGGUCAAGAAUAUGAUUGCUGACAACAAGAGGAGACUGAUCGUGAACAUAAAUGAUUUGAGAAAGAAGAACCCAAAGAGAGCUCACAGUUUGCUCAAUAACGUCUUCGAAGAGCAAAUGGCCUUUCAGAAAGCUUUGAAGGAAUAUGUGGCAACGGUUGCCCACGAUUUUGGUAAGCUGCACGAUGAUCUGUUCAUUGCGUUCGAAGGGAGCUUCGGAAAUAAACACGUCACACCGAGAAGUCUCCAGGCGAGGUUCUUGGGUAACUUGAUUUGCGUUGAGGGAAUCGUGACGAAAUGUUCGUUGGUGCAUCCGAAAGUCGUGCGGAGCGUGCACUAUUGCCCAGCCACGAAGAAAGUGAUGGAGAGGAAGUACACUGAUUUAACGUCUUUGGAAGCGUUUCCCGCGAAUUCCGUCUAUCCCACCAAGGAUGAUGAUGGAAACUUAUUGGAGACUGAGUUUGGGCUUUCCAGUUACAAGGAUCAUCAGACUGUGACAAUACAAGAAAUGCCUGAGAAAGCACCCGCAGGUCAAUUGCCGAGGUCUGUUGAUGUAAUCUGUGAUAAUGAUUUGGUAGACAAAUGCAAGCCUGGAGACAGGGUGCAGGUGGUGGGGAACUUCAGGUGUCUUCCCAAUAAGCAAGGCAGUUUUACAAACGGUACUUUCAAAACUAUUGUGAUUGCUAAUAAUUUGAACCUGCUGAGCAAAGAGGCGAAUCCGUCGAUUUCGCGUGAGGACAUUGCUCGCUGCAAGAAUCUGGCUAAAACCAAUAAGAACGUAUUUAAUUUGCUGUCAAAGUCGUUGGCGCCGUCGAUUCACGGGCACGAUUAUAUAAAGAGGGCCAUACUUUGCUUGCUGCUGGGCGGCGUGGAGAAGAUUCUGCCGAACGGAACGAGGCUGAGAGGAGACAUCAACGUGCUUCUAAUUGGAGAUCCGAGUGUGGCGAAAUCGCAAUUACUUCGGUACGUGCUGUGCACCGCUCCGAGGGCUAUCCCAACGACAGGAAGAGGAUCGUCCGGCGUCGGUCUUACAGCUGCUGUUACCACCGACCAAGAGACCGGGGAGAGAAGAUUGGAAGCAGGAGCCAUGGUGUUGGCAGACAGAGGUGUAGUCUGCAUCGAUGAGUUCGAUAAGAUGUCCGACAUAGAUAGGACGGCGAUCCACGAAGUCAUGGAACAGGGCAAGGUUACCAUCGCCAAGGCGGGUAUCCACGCAAGUUUGAACGCUCGCUGCUCGGUGUUGGCGGCCGCCAAUCCCGUUUACGGGAAAUACGAUCAAUAUAAAACGCCGAUGGAGAACAUCGGUCUGCAGGAUUCGCUCCUCUCCCGUUUCGAUUGCCUCUUCGUGAUGCUCGACUCGGUGGACGAGGAUCAAGAUCUGAAGAUAUCCGACCACGUGGUGAGGAUGCACAGGUACAGGAAUCCACUGGAGCAAGACGGAGACGUCCUGCCGAUGGGCUCGAGCGUGGACAUGCUGAGCACCCAAAACCCGGACGCCUUCACCGGCGAGAAGGAAACGCCGAUGUACGAGAAGUACGAUGCGCUAUUGCACGGAAACAGCCGAAAGAAAACGGACAAGAUUCUGAGCGUCGAUUUCAUGAGGAAGUACAUACACUUCGUGAAGAUCAUCAAGCCAACAUUGACGGAGGAAGCGUCCGAGAUCAUCGCCGAUGAAUAUUCGCUGCUCAGGAGCGAGGACAUGCUGGAGAACGACGUGGCCCGAACGCAACCGGUGACCGCUCGGUCUUUGGAAACAAUGAUCCGUUUGGCAACGGCCCACGCGAAAGCCAGGAUGUCGCGAGAGGUUACCGCGCAGGACGCCAGAGCCGCCAUCGAGCUGGUCCAAUUCGCAUACUUCAAACGCGUCCUCGAGAAGGAGAAACGCAAGAGGCGCAGGAACGGCGAAUCCUCCGACGAGGAGAACGAGCAAGUUCCCGAUGAAGACGAAGAGGUUGCACCUAGAACCAAGCGAACACGGCGCCGCACCGUUGACGCUCCGGAGCAAGCAACACCGUCACAGUUAGAGACUACAGAACUUGAGGAAACCGUGGCCGAGCAGAGCGUCAUGGAGGCGGAGGAGAGCUCGGAGAUGGCCGUAGACGAGACACCGUCGCACAUAGACGACAAUCGUUUGACGCUCUUCAAGAGCAGUCUGCAGAAGGGUUUCCGCGAGAACCGAGUGCAAUCUCUCAGCGUGCCCAAAGUCCGCUCCAUCAUUAAUACCGCAAAUAGCGCCAAUCCGUUCACCGAUUCCGAGAUCAAGGCUGCCAUCGAUAGAAUGACUGACGAUAAUCAAAUCAUGGUUUCUGACGACAUCGUCUUCUUGAUCUGAACUUUCCAUUCUUGCUAUUUAUUGCUGCUGAUGCUGCUGCUACCAGUUACUAACUACUAUUUUUG